UUGGAUGAUUGAAAAAUAUAAGAAGACUGGUGCCGCAAUAAUUUUUCCACUCUCUCCCUCUUUCUUCCUUCCAGCUCACUGCAGCUGUCCAGCUUGGCUACUCGUCAAUUGCCACGCUCACGUAUGCGCUUAUUUUAUCUAUAUAAAGUCACUCCACUUCCCAUAUUAAAUAAACUCCACUUUGCUGCUUCAAAUAUAUCUGAUCCACACAUUUUGUGCCCCAAAAGCAAAUUUAACUGCUUCUCAUCACUCCACUCCAACUCUCAUCCAAACACUUGAAACUAUCAUACUACAACUACUAGUACAUAACCACUGAUAUUAUUGUAGUAUAUGGAUUUCAACAAAGAAACGAAUGUGAUUUCUUACUAUUCUGACCCACUUCCUAGUGAGUCAGUUUUCUCGUCCAAAGCCGUCGGGGAAUGUUCAUCGGCGUCAGAUAUCGGCAGCAGUGGUGCUCGGCCAGCUUCUAUCUGUUCUGACGACGAGGUUUUGUUGGCUUCAAGACAUCCGAAGAAGAAAGGAGGGAGGAAGAAAGUGAGGGAGACUCGGCACCCAGUGUACCGAGGUGUGAGGUGGAGGAACUCCCACACGUGGGUCUGCGAAGUGCGCGAGCCCAAUAAGAAGACGAGGAUAUGGCUUGGUACAUUUCCAACGGCGGAAAUGGCUGCGAGAGCUCACGACGUUGCGGCCAUUGCUUUGAGAGGUCGGACGGCAUGUGUGAAUUUCGCUGACUCGGUUUGGAGGCUGCCCAUUCCGGCUUCAUUGGAUCCCAAGGAUAUUCAGAAAGCAGCAGCGGAGGGUGCAGAAGCGUUUCGGCCAGCGUUGGAGGAGGACAACGAUGUCUCGGGUGACGUGGCAAAGCCAGAUGAGGAGGAGGAGGCGUCGGCGAAUGCAACGACAAUGCCGGAGAAAAUGUUUUACAUGGACGAGGAGGCGGUUUUCGGGAUGCCGGGACUGCUUGCAAGCAUGGCAGAAGGGUUGAUGCUACCUCCUCCACCACACUCUGGGGGUGGAGAUGGUGAUGACGUGGAAGUUGAUGCUGACGUGUCACUCUGGAGCUACUCAAUUUAAUAUCUAACUUUGUUUUGGUUUUUCACCGGUCAGAGUGUGAGAUAUUUUUUUCAAACUAGAUAUUUCUUAAAACAGUACUAUUAAUUUUCUGCAAGUAGGGAAAUUAUAAGUAUAUGAAAAAAAAUAUAAAGAAAUGGGGAAAAGACAAAAACAGAGAGAUUCUUCAUAAGGCUACUUUUAAUUUUUUGUUGCAAGUACGGAAAUGGCAAGUAUAUUGGGAAACAAAUCGAAAAAGACAAAAAAAAGAUGUGUGCUCUGAUAUAGUAAGUAUAAUAUCAUCCACAGAGAUCUAUGAGCGCAGUGUGUAGUGUGUAAAAGUAGUAAAUAAAUAAAAUAGAUAUUUGUUAUCAUAAAGUGGAAGUGGUGGUUAAACAAA
Camellia sinensis is the source of this 1447-nucleotide messenger RNA. The record is from RefSeq and is a predicted model, not a curated record. NCBI's taxonomy places the organism in Eukaryota, Viridiplantae, Streptophyta, Magnoliopsida, Ericales, Theaceae.